CUAGCUGAAUAUCAAAAACGCUUUUUUAUAGAUAGUUUUAGAACUAUGAAUGACUAAAAAAAUGAAAGGAAUAGAAAUAUAAGCUAUUUUUAUUUCUGUAGUUCGGCAGCGGUUUUCUUUGCGUGGGAAUUUCGAAUUCAAACCUCGGUACUACUCCUUUCUUCGCGUAGUCAGUUACAGAAUUGUUGUAAAUAGUUGAUAGAAACAUCACAAGUAGUAACAAGUAUGGCAGCCGAGGGGGAAGGUUCGCCUGUCGAACUUUAUGUGUACGACCUGACUCACGGCCUGGCUGCGCUGCUCUCUCCUUCUAUUCUAGGGCGGCAGGUGGCGGGCGUGUGGCACACGGCGGUGGUGGUCUUCGGGCGGGAGUACUUCUACGGCAGCGGCGGCAUCACGCAGUGCGCGCCGGGCGGCACGGAGCUGGGCGCGCCGCACCAGGUGUUGCGGCUGGGCAGCACGUUCGUGUCGCGGCCCGUGUUCGCCGACUACCUGCGCGGUCUGGCCGCCACGACCUACACCGGCGCGGCGUACCGGCUGCUGGAACACAACUGCAACCACUUCAGCGACGAGGUGGCGCAGUUCCUGUGCGACGCGCGCGUGCCCCAGCACAUCGUCGCGCAGCCCGAGCGCGACCUGCCGCCCCCGCUGCGCUCCGCCCUCGCCGCGCUGCUGGAGCGCGCGCUGCCAGCCCCCGCCCCCGACACCUCCCCCGCUGCGUAUACGAACGGCGCGCGCGCCGGCCGCGAGGACAGCCCCGACUACCUCACGCUCAACAACCAGAUCGAGGAGGCCAGGCUGCAGUCGCACCAGCUGGAGCAGCGGCGCUCCACGCUCGCCGAGAAGCUGGCCCGCACGCAGCGCCGCCAGGAGCGCCGCCAGGACCGCCGUCAGGACCGCCGCGCUCGUCCCCACCACCACCACCACCACCAGGAGAUGGCUGAAUGUUUAGAGCGGCAGGAGGCUGCGGGGCCCAGCUCGAGGCCGCCCGGCGCCGCGCCCGACGCUCUCGAGGAGCCCGAGCAACCGGAGCGCACGCCGCGGGACCCGCCUAUCCUCUACCGUGACAUCGACGCGGCGGCGGAGUUCGCAGGGCUGACGCGGGCGCUGGAGGCGGCGGGGCUGGAGCUGUCGGUGGAGGAGCGGCAGAGCCUGGACGAGCUGCGUCAGUACCUGGUGCUGGGCGAGGGAAGCUGGGUGCUCGGUGACGACUUCCUCGCCUUCAUCGGACGCGUGCUGUCGGAGGGUGGUGAGGGGGCUGCGGGGGGCAAGGCGGGCGGCGCGGCGCGGCGAGCGGUGGUGCGCUGUCUGGCGGCGGCGGCGCUGCGCGACGACGUCUCGCUGCUGCUGCACCAGGACCGGCGCCAUCACGCGCUGCUGGCCUACGCCCAUCGCGUCGACCUCCUGCCACCGCCGGAGCAGCACGCUCUCGCCCUCUUCUUCGACGGGUGUUCCAACGUUUUCAGCAGACUGGUGGUUAUGUUAGAAAACCGGGAUCUGGAAGAAAACGGUGCACAUCAGAAAGAGAUGACCGUUUCAUCGUUGCGACAUCUUUACGAAACCGUUUUCCAAAUGCUGUCGAGUUGCAACAACAGCUUCGAUCAACUCGAAGAACAUUUCGAGUGGGAGGCGCACGGCCAGAUGCUCGCCAACAUACGCGUCACCACCAAGGUGUGCGUGCACUGCGCGCUCAGCGAGGAGCCGGAGCUGCGCGAGGCUGGCACGGCGCUGCUCUACAACGUCGCCACCAAGGAGGUAAAGACCGUGGUGUUCGACGAGGUGUGCGCGGAGCUGGCGCUGGCGGCGCUGCAGCUGCUGCGCGCGGAGCCGGCGGCGAGCGAGGAGCACGUGUGGCGCGCAUGCAGUGCGCUGGCGCGGCUGGCGCACCACUCGCCCGACGUGCCCCAGCUGGUCGCCGUCGUGGGCCCCGACCCCGCCGCCUACAGGGGCACCAGCCCGCGGCUCGACGAGCAGAUCGACCUCAUCCUGCAGAAGGUCAAGUAAGCCGCCUCUCCGUGCGGCGCGUGAGGCGCGUGAGGCGCGUGAGGCGCGUGAGGCGCUUGCUGCGUGUCGGGGACUCCUCCGUAACCACUAGCGUUUGUUUUUUGUAAUUAUGUAAUUGAUGUAUACUAUUACUAAUGUAUAAGGUGAAGUGAUGUGAGGCGGCGGCGGCGGCGGCGGGAGCGGGAGCGGGAGCGGGAGCGGGAGCGGGCAGCUCACUCUGCGGGAGCUCGCCUCCGAUCUUAAAAUAUUUGUCAGAGCGUAACUUAUUAUUCUCCUCUUGUAUCUUUGUAAAAUUUUAAUAACGACGGGAUAAAUGUGAAUACGUGAAUAAAUAGUAUAGGGUAUAGUAUAAAAGCAUAGGGUUGAGGGACACGAGGGCUGCCCUGCCGCCUGCGCCGGCGUCUGCUCUUGUAUAUCAAUAAAAAAGUGUAUGGUGCUAAAAUUGCCUUAUCUAUUUAUUUAUGA
Papilio xuthus (Asian swallowtail) is the source of this 2466-nucleotide messenger RNA. RefSeq lists its product as uncharacterized. The coding region runs from base 226 to 2001 and encodes 591 amino acids. NCBI's taxonomy places the organism in Eukaryota, Metazoa, Arthropoda, Insecta, Lepidoptera, Papilionidae. The transcript is spliced from 15 exons. Gene Ontology annotation, biological process: protein modification by small protein removal. The record is from RefSeq and is a predicted model, not a curated record. Gene Ontology annotation, molecular function: peptidase activity.